Dermacentor andersoni is the source of this 5374-nucleotide messenger RNA. RefSeq lists its product as uncharacterized. NCBI's taxonomy places the organism in Eukaryota, Metazoa, Arthropoda, Arachnida, Ixodida, Ixodidae. The record is from RefSeq and is a predicted model, not a curated record. Gene Ontology annotation, molecular function: nucleic acid binding; zinc ion binding.
CAUGUAGCUUUCCGGUCCGCGCAGGUUUCCGCUGGCGUUACCACGCUUCUUCAUUCAUUGCACUACAAUGUCUAUAGUUGUUGCUGGCUGAAUUCACCACAUCCUUGAACAUGUCUCGGCAUGACCGACAGCUUCGUUGCAUUCACACACCACUGCGGUAUCGAGCAGAAGCGCACUGACGUUGGACUCGCGCGAAUGCGACUACGAAUUGCUUGCCUCCAUCGUACGCGGGGCUCUCCUAGCAGUCAUCGAGACCACCGAGAAUCAUCGGUGGUUCAACGAGCCUGAACUCCACAUUGCAUCGCCCUGCUUAUUACAACCCAUCGCAUCGGCGCUGAAGACUCUGUGAUGGCUUCGACGCACUUCGCCUGCAAGGAGUGCAGCAUGCACUUCAGCGGUCCCAUGCCUUACAUGGACCACCUGAAGAGCGCGAGACACCUGAAGAGGGUUGCCGCUCACAGACAGAUGGAGGCGCUGAUCGGAGCUGGAGCCGAGGUUCUCAGCCCGGACGUCAAGUUGGAAAUCACGUCCACUGCCACUGGAUUAUCGUCGCUGCAGGUGGCGCCUUUGCCCUUCGUCUGCAAGCUGUGCGACGUUGCCAUGAACUGCGAAGACGCCCUGAUUGCUCACCAAAAGGGUAAAAAGCACCAGCGGGUGCUACAGCGAGAAGAAGUCCUCCGACAACUUGCCGCUGGCAGGAACCUUUCCCGGGACCUCCCGGCCGAAUCAACGACGGGCCAGGCUUCGACGCUGCCGAUGUCGACCGAGGCCGGGCCACGAGCUCAGCCGACGAAGGAUGAGAACAAGGACGAGGACGUCGACCUGUCCUGCCGCUUCUGCGGAGUCGUCCUCUUCGAGAACCUCGGUUACAAGCUGGAACACCUGGAGACCGACGCGCAUCGCAAGAAGAAGAUGCAAGCCGUCGGAGGACAAGACGUUCGCGACGAGGGCCAGAAGCCGUCCGCGGGCGGAGAUGCGGAAGCGGUUAACGGCGUUGAAUGAUGUCGUUUUGCGGCGGAGCCUGAAAUGACCGUUGCCGCGCCUAGCGUGGCGAUUUUCGUUUCGGUUUCCGAGGGCCGUACUUUGUAAGGAUUCUUUUCCUCUUACGUUCCUUUUUUUGCCCUUCGUCGUUGGCUCCUACGUUCGGCCCCGGCCGCUAUUAAUUGCCGGGAUUGGCAAAUAAGCCCGACGGUUUACACGAGAUGAUUUUAAUGAGAAGAAUCCAUACGAAUUACGGCCCGUGACGUCUCUUUGCGUUUAGUGCGCUCCAGAUGACGAUUUCUCGAAAAAAAGGUUCCGACUUCUGUUAGAACUUCUAUGCGUACCUCACUUUAGUGAUACGAAGAAAGACGCAAUGAAACGAGGGAAAGCACAGGCAAAUGAAUUGUUUAUUUGAAAUUUCUAAUCAGUUUAUGUGUUGUUUUAAAUCGUUAUCAAAUAAUGUUUAUUAAAAGUUAAGAUCUAUUGCUUGAAAAGCUUACUUCCCUUUAUACACAAUGACCCACGGCGCUCAAGUGUACCAGAGCGCUGGAAGAAGAGCAACAUUAUACUAAUCCGUACGAAAGGGAACGUUAAAGAAUUGACCAAUUAUAAGCCCAUUAGCUUGCUUUCAAUAUUGUGUAAAACAUUCAAGGUAAUUUUCAAUACUAUCAAGGCAACACUUCAAUCCACCAAGGAAACAGGCUGGCUUUCAGAAAGGGCUAUUAUACAACGGAUGACGUCGAUGUCAUGAAUAAAGUAAAUCGCAAAUCUGCGGAAUACGAUAAAUCUCUUUAUGUGGCUUUCGUAGAUUAUGAAAGGGCACUUGAUUAAGAAGAAAUGGCAACAGUCAUAGAGGCACUGUGUAAUCAAGGAGUACAGGAGGCGUACGUAAAUAUAUAGAGAAAUAUCUACGAAGAUCCCAUAGCUACCUUGCUUCUCCACAAAAAAAAGUGGAAAAUUACCCAUAAAAAAGGCGGUGAGGCAAGGAAACUCCAACUCUCCAACGCAACCAUUGCCUGCUUAGAAAAAGUAUUCAAGCUAUUAGGCUGGGAAGGACCAACGGUGCUUGUGGUGGUAACAAAUUUAUUGAGAUUCUGCUCAGUUAUCUGCCAGGCCCGAGUCCUAGGAUGGCCCCUCACGAGGAGCGACCCUUUCGGCCCAGACAACGAGGGAUUUUUGUACUUUUUCAUGCUGCGUAACGGCGAAUACCUCAAGAACCUUCGGUUCGCAGCUGACAGUGCCCUGUGCCACAACCCUGGGGAUGAAUUGCGGCGAAUAAUUCAGAACCCUAGCCGAGAAAGUGCAAGAGUAGGUUUGAAAAUUAUUAGGGAGAACACAAAGGUAAUGUUCAAUAACCUGGCAAGGCAGGCACUCUAGUAUGUGCAAUAGAGUGCAUACGGCAUGCACUCUGUUCUGCCUAUAGAAGGCCUAUUACAAGGGCGAAUCAGAAAGUCCUUGCCCCCAUAUUUUUUAUUAGGCAAAAUAAGGUACGUACAGGUAAUUGCAAAUAUACGUACUAUUCUAUGUACCUUACAUUAUUUUUCCACAGAGCCCCCACACCGGUUCAGACAUUUGUCCCAUCGCAGCGCUAGAUUUGGGAUGCCCCUGUCGUCAGUCACCGACAGGGGCAUCGCCGAAGCACGCGGCCUCCCCGAAGGCUCAUUGUCAUGAGUUUUCAUGGCCUUUUGCGAACUCGAAACACCACCACCUCGCACUUCUCAAAGUGGGACAACUUUCCCCCAUACGUGGACUGCAUUUCCCCGUAGAUUUCGACGGGUGUUCGUCCCUUGCUCCUAAAAAACGAGUCACACUUCGUUGCUCGUACGCCGUAGACGUGUAAAGCACAACCGCCAUCUUAACCAACUGACAGCAGCGCCGUGCCGCGGAGCUACCGGCAGAUAAGGCCGGGGCGGUCCAAGAAAGGUCCACCGCUGGGAAUGGACAUGUUUACUUCGCAGUUACAGCCGUAAUUUGGCUAAAUAGGAGAAAGCCUUUCUGUUUCGCCCUCGUGUAUAUGUAUAUAUAUGUAUAUACGUGUGUGUGUGUGUGUGUGUGUAUGUGUGUAUGUAUGUAUGUAUGUAUGUAUGUAUGUAUGUAUAUAUGUAUAUAUAUAUAUAUAUAUAUAUAUAUAUAUAGAGAGAGAGAGAGAGAGAAAGAAAUAGAGCUGCGUAGGCCAUGUAAUGAUUAGAGCAGAUAACCGGCGUUCAUCAAGAGUAACAGAAUUGGUGCCAAGGGAAGGAAAGCGCAGUCGAGGAGUGCAAAAAAUUAGGCGGGGGGAGGAAAUUAGAAAAUUUGCAAACUCGAGUUGGAGUCUAUAGCGCAAGAUAAGGUUGUUGGCGAUCGCUGGGAGAGGCCUUCGUCCUGAUGGCAGUGAGUAUAAACGUAGGCGGCUGCUGCUGCUGCUGUUGAUGAUGAUGAAUUAAAAUGGUAGAAUAGUAAGGGAUAUGGAAAUGAAAGUGGACGAAAUAAUUUGCCGCAGGGCGGGGCCGAACCGGCGCCGGCGCCGCUCUCUGUUAGGGCGGCCGUGUCAUUUACCUCCCCUUUCUUAUUUAUGCGUUUCAGUUGAACACAACAUGCCAGAUGCUUUCUCUGGUUUCAUUGCAUGGUUUCUUUGUUGUAUGGUUGUGACUAACAAAAAAUUAGGCUCCUUGGAUCCUCUUGUUCUCGCCAAUCACAUUAGUCGAAUUAGCUCUUAAAUAUUCCCUUGAAGUAAAUAACCCUUAAAAAAACGUCCUGUUAGGAACCAUUGUGCAGGGGUAAGCUUGGCCUGGGGGAACCACUUUGGUUGAGUAGGAUUACGUGCACUCGCACAACUGGCCUUACGGGUCCGGCAUAGUCAAAAUUUUAUGGCAUACUUUCAAAGACUUUCAAUUAAGGCGUGCAUAACGAAUAUUUAAAGGCAUAGCAAGAAACCCGUUACAAAGUUCUAAUGCACUUCCAGCUGUGUUCGAAUCAAAGUUUGGAGACGAAGAGGAUAAAUUUUAAAUGAUGGCUCCCCUCCUGUUUGGGGGGAAGCGGGGAAGUUGAGAUUGAGAGAACACUUGGCUCCAUCGCUACGAGUCCAUGCAUUAUUUAAAGUGAUGUUUGCCCGUAGGCGAACCCUUCCUGUUUUUGCUAACCGUGGCAGCUACUGCUGCUACUGCCGAAUGGCUCGCACACAGGACAGUACUCGGAAUAACGAAUCGGCUUUAUAUGUAGCCUCAUCUGUGCAGCUACUGCAGAUGUGCUGGUGGCCGGCUCGGUUCUCUACAGAAUUAUACGCCUGGAAACAACAAACAACGCCUAAUUAUUCUCACUGCAACAAAUAUGCGCCUGCAAGCACAUAAUCCCUUUAGCAAAGUGGCGCGGUCUUCUUUCGAGGCGUUUGGCUCGUCUAGGUCGUCGGCUUCUUGCCGAUUAAUACGAGCCGACAAGGGGGGUGAUGUGGGCUUGUUGGUACGCGUUGACUAACGGUGGUUGAGCGCAAGGGAAACACGAGGGCGAGAGUAGGCACGUAGGACGUACGGGUGGACCUGUGUGUGCCUGCUGCUUUUGUCCUCGUGUUUUCCCUGCGCUCGACCACCUUUAGUCAAGGUGGGCCGGCCCUAGAGAUAGUGCUAUAGUGAACUAGUAGCUGCCAAGUGGUUGUGAAAUCAAAGGCAUAAGUACCUAGUGCAUGGUUUUAUUUCGAAUGUGUUGGCCUUGGUUAUGACUUGUCCAUGUGCAAGAAUGCGCCGCGAAACCGUUGUCACGCUGUGUUCGAAUUGUGCAUUAGUUAGGGUACACGACGCUAACGAAAGUGUUGGUUUGUAUGAAGCAGGCAAUAUACUUUCGCUGCACUUCGUCCACCUGCAAGAGUUUCAUUAAAGCUGCACUCUAAUGAAUUCAGCAAUCAAGUGUGCAUCAUACAUAGUGGAACUAGACAAAAGUCAUGGGAUAUAGGUGAAAGGGCGUUGCGCCCCGCACGCAUUGACUGUCGCUGCUAUGUGAUAUAUUUAUGUCUUGCAUUUAAUGUAUGGCGACAUGCCGUCUAAGUGACGUCUGGAAGCUUUUUUUUUCUUUCACCGUGUCUACUCCUUAUACACUACUAAUCUCUAUGGGUUUCUCUACAUUUGCCGUACCUGGGCGGUUCAAAGGAGCAUUGCCGCCGUCGUAAGCUGUUAAACACGGAUGUUUCGUAAGCGCAGGUAGCAUUGCUCGAUAUUUGGUGCGCACAUUCCAGAGAGGACAUUUGUUUGACAGCCUACGAUGACGGCCACUCAUUCACUGAGACUAGGCUCGCCCGUAUCAUAUGCGAGUGGUCUUACUCUGUCUUGGUAUGUUUGUUUUUUUACAAUUUGUAUGCCGAGAACGAAUAAACCGUAAUACGAUAUGCACCUCUUCGGUAGCGACGAAACACUGGCAACCUACUGCA